Molecule: messenger RNA, 2763 nt
Organism: Chlorella variabilis
Lineage: Eukaryota; Viridiplantae; Chlorophyta; Trebouxiophyceae; Chlorellales; Chlorellaceae
Exons: 21
Coding region: 223-2763 (846 amino acids)
Biological process (GO): proton transmembrane transport; vacuolar acidification
Cellular component (GO): vacuolar proton-transporting V-type ATPase, V0 domain; vacuolar proton-transporting V-type ATPase complex
Molecular function (GO): ATPase binding; proton-transporting ATPase activity, rotational mechanism
Source: RefSeq, a predicted model, not a curated record
GGCGUAGGGCGUGUAUUAGAACCAGGCACCAUUUCCUUCAGCACAGAAAACGUCAGGAGGAGAACCCCCAAGCGCCAGUCCCCUGCUUCCGCGUCUCCCCUUGCCUGGGACGUGGAACACAGGCCGCCUCCAGACUGGAGCCUGCCGACCGAGGACCCUGACCGCGGUUCAGCAAGGGUGUUCGAGGCGCGGCGUGGCUGGAGUCGAGGGGGAGCCGCAAUCAUGGAGCUCUUCCGCAGCGAGGAGAUGCAGCUGUGCCAGCUGAUGAUCCCGGCCGAGGCCGCCCACGACACGGUGGCUGCGCUGGGCGAGGUGGGCAUGCUUCAGUUCAAGGACCUCAACGCCGACCGCACCGCCUUCCAGCGCACCUACGCCAACCAGAUCAAGCGGUGCGACGAGAUGGCGCGCCAGCUGCGCUUCUUCACCGCGGAGGUGGAGAAGGCGGGCAUCCCCGUCGCACCCCGCCUCUCCUCCGAGCAGGGUGCGCUGGACUUUGAUGGUCUGGAGGCCAAGCUGGCGCAGCUGGAGGGGGAGCUGCUGGAGCUCAACGGCAACUCCGACCGCCUGCACCGCUCCCACAACGAGCUGCUGGAGCUGCAGCUGGUGCUGGAGCGGGCGGCGUCCUUCUUUGAGGAUGCCCGCUCCUCAGCCGACCGCGCACAGCGCGAGAGCGCCACCGCCGCCUACUCCGACAGCGCCGUCACCCCCGACAUAGGUGCGCCGCUGCUGGAGAGCGCGCAGGCGUUUGAGCCCAAGGCGGUGCAGCUGGGGUUUGUGGCGGGCACCAUCCCGGUCGAGAAGCUGGCGCCCUUUGAGCGCCUGCUCUUCCGCGCCACACGCGGCAACAUGUUCCUCAAGUUCACGCCGGUCGGCUCCGUAGCGGACCCCGCCACGGGCGAGCGCCAGGAGAAGGCGGUGUUUGUGGUGUUCUUUGCGGGCGAGCGCGCGCGCCAGAAGAUCCUCAAAAUCUGCGAGGCCUUCUCCGCCAACCGCUACCCCUUCCCCGACGACCUCUCCCGCCAGCGCCAGAUGAACGCAGAGGUCAACGGCCGCCUGCGGGAGCUGCACACGACGCUGGAGGCGGGGGACCGGCUGCGUGAGGGCGUGCUGCAGGCCAUCGCGCUCAACCUGGAUGCCUGGAGCGUGCAGGUGCGGCGCGAGAAGGGCAUCUACCACACCCUGAACAAGCUCAGCGUGGAUGUGACGCGCAAGGUACUGGUGGCGGAGGCUUGGGUGCCGGUGGCGGCCAAGGUGCGGGUGCAGGACGCGCUGCGCACGGCGGCCGCGCGCGCCGCCUCCCCCGUCGGCACCGUCUUCCAGCCCAUGAUCACGUACGAGCCGCCGCCGACGUACCACCAGACCGCCAAGCAGACGGCGGCCUUCCAGGACAUCGUGGAUGCCUACGGCAUCGCACGGUAUCGCGAGGCCAACCCCGCCGUCUUCACCAUCAUCUCCUUCCCCUUCUUGUUUGCCGUCAUGUUUGGCGACAUCGGCCACGGCCUCCUCAUGCUCAUGUUCGCCCUCGUGCUGGUGCUGCGCGAGCGGCAGAUGGCCAAGCAGGACCUGGGCGACAUCCUGGGCAUGAUGUUUGGCGGCCGCUACAUCAUCCUGCUCAUGUCUCUCUUCUCCAUCUACACAGGACUCAUCUACAACGAAAUGUUCUCAGUAGUGACCACCCUGUUUGGCACCACCCGCUUUGCCUGCGCCACCAACCACAAGCUGACCGAUGCUGUGGCCAUCCAGAUGAAGCCCGAGCUGUGCCCCUCCGCCUUCACCACCGGCCUGGACAUGACGACCCCCGGCAGCCCCUUUGUGUUUGGCGUGGACCCCGCCUGGCACGGCACCCGCACCGAGCUGCAGUUCCUCAACUCUGUCAAGAUGAAGAUGAGCAUCCUGAUGGGGGUGGUGCAGAUGAACGCGGGCAUCAUCCUGUCCUUCUUCAACCAGCGCUACUUCUCAGACAUGCUGUCCACGGUGUGCGAGUUCAUACCACAGAUGAUCUUCCUCAACGCCCUGUUUGGCUACCUCUGCAUCCUCAUCGUCAUGAAGUGGGCCACAGGCUCCACAGCAGACCUCUACCACACACUCAUCUACAUGUUCCUGUCGCCCGGCGACGUCGACUGCGGCGGCGCGUGCCCCGAGAACCAGCUGUUUGCCGGGCAGGCACAGGUGCAGGUCUUCCUGCUGCUGGUGGCCUUUGUGGCGGUGCCUUGGAUGCUGCUGCCCAAGCCCCUCAUCCUCAAGAAGCGCCACGAGAAGCGCACGCAGCAGGCGGCGGCGGGGCACAGCCGCGCCGCCGCGCAGACGUCGGGCGCGCACGCCGGCGGCGGGCACGGCGACGGGCACGGCGAGGAGUUUGAGUUUGGGGAAGUCAUGGUGCACCAGAUGAUCCACACCAUUGAGUUUGUGCUGGGAGCCGUCUCCAACACCGCCUCCUACCUCCGCCUCUGGGCCCUGUCCCUGGCACACUCACAGGCACGCCCCUGGCCGCCCGCGCGCCUGCGCCGCCGCCGCCGCCGCCGCCGCCUCCCGCGGGCCGGCCCUCGCUCCUCAGCCGGCCUGCGGCGGCGCGGCCUGCGCAGCAGCACCCGCCCCUUCUUCGUGUUUGCGUGCGCCACCCUGGGCGUGCUCAUGGUCAUGGAGUCGCUGUCUGCCUUCCUGCACGCCCUGCGUCUUCACUGGGUGGAGUUCCAGAACAAGUUCUAUCAUGGGGAUGGCUACCAGUUCACUCCCUUCAGCUUUGAGACGCUGGAGCCGCUGUGA